Molecule: messenger RNA, 4258 nt
Organism: Nymphalis io (European peacock)
Lineage: Eukaryota; Metazoa; Arthropoda; Insecta; Lepidoptera; Nymphalidae
Exons: 7
Coding region: 152-3469 (1105 amino acids)
Biological process (GO): apoptotic process involved in development; phosphatidylserine exposure on apoptotic cell surface; engulfment of apoptotic cell
Cellular component (GO): plasma membrane
Source: RefSeq, a predicted model, not a curated record
CACUCCGCGCCGCCGUUGAAUUGAUUUAUACAUUUGGACGUAGAUAAAUUUUGUAAAUUAUAUGUAUGAGAAAGCUUAUUGCUUAUAUAUUUAUAUCAAAGAAAAUCUAUUUGAAUAUUAUUGAAUUGCAUUAUGUGCAUAUUUUUUUACAAUGGCAGAAGCUUGUAGGCUUGGAACCACAACAGACAGAAAGAUUGUCUGUACUCAAGACGAGAAUUAUUGUGUUUUUAAUGUUCUAAGUGUAUUUAUAUCCCUCGUGUCCAUACUUGCAGAUUUAACAACAGAUAUUCUAGUUUUUGCAGAAUAUUGUAAGGAUGGCUAUCUGUAUUGGGCUUUGUCAACAAUGAUAUUCAUACUAUCUCCAAAUAUUUUAAUAAAUAUUUUUUCAAUAAGAUGGUUUAUUAUAGAUCAGGAAUCAAAACUUCGCCAUUGGAUUACUCAUUGUUGUCUAGUUGGAUUAUUAGAAAGGUAUACAAUAUUUCUACAGAAAGUAUUUUCCUGCAAAAAUUUAGAGUCAAUGAAAACACAAAAAUUAAUAUGUCAACGUAAUGAUUUGAGUCUCUUGCACUUUUUAUAUAUUUUCACAGGAACUGUACCACAAAUUAUAUUACAAACAUAUUCUAUAAUUAUGUUAAAUGAGAAUUAUCAUACAAAAGUUUUUGCUUUAGUAGCGUCAAUAGCAUCUGUGAUAUGGGGUUGUGUAACAUAUAUUUACAGUAUUACAACAUUUAGUAGCAAUAAUUUUAAAUGGAGUUCGAUUAUUUUAAAACUAACAUGGCAUUUUGGGAUAUUAUUUGGCAGGAUUGCUGGAAUCUUAUUGUUUACCAUAAUAUUCGGUAUUUGGACAUUAAUUCCAUUAGGUUUACAUUGGUCAGCAAUGACAUUUUGGAUUAUUACACAGAAAACAACAUUCUGUCCGAAUAAAUUAGAGGAAACAUUUUACAAUGCCAUCAUGGGUUUUGUAUAUUGUUUUUGUUAUAUUAAUUUACGGGACGGUCACACAAGGUAUCGCCUUUUAAUGUUUUACACAUUAAUAGUCACUCAGAAUUUUGGUAGUUUACUUUUGUACGUGCUGAUAUCAGAUUCAGAAAAGCAGAAAAAAUCCUGGUCUAUUGCUGCAACUGUGUGUGUAAUUGUUGGGACUCUAAUUGGUAUGAUAACAAUGAUAUUAUACUAUAGAUUCUUUCAUUCAAAAGGGCCGAUUCCUUGGAAAAAUUCUCAAGAUGAUGUCGAAUUGAAUAACAAAGUUGUAGCACCAAAAUGUGAAAGCAAAAACAAUAAACAUAAUGGACUAAAUCAUGUCAGAUCUUUUAAAAGUGCCAAAGUCAAUGAAACAAGAAUUGAUUCAACUACAAGUAAUCAACAAUUACCCCAAAAUGAUAGUGAUAAUGCUGAUAAAAAGUUCCUAUUAGAUCAUUGGAUUGCUAGAUCCGGGUCACCAACAUUUACAUCAGCUCCAGUUGGAAAUUUAAGUAUGGAUGUUUCAAGCAUAGAAUUGUACUCGAUUGAAAAUACACCACAAUCUGUUACUUCAAAGAGAGACAAUCAAACAAAUACAAAAAUAGCAAAAAAGAAAAUUUGCUCACCGACGGAAUUGAAUCUCAAGUUGUCAUCAAUUGAAAAUCUUGAGAGUUCUAUUGAUGAGAUUACAUCAAGUACGUUAAAUUUACAGAAACGACGAGGAAUUUGUUCAUCAGAUGAAUUAAGAGAUGACUUAACUAAUUUAAAUUUAGAGAAUUGCAAUAUUGCAAAUCAUGAUUUUGUAAAAACUAUCAAGACUGAUAGUUCAGAAAUUAGUCAUGAUACUGAUGGUACAAAUAAGAAAACUUCAUCAGAUUCAAUUGACAUGGACUUAGAUUUAAGUUUUAGUGAUAUUAACAGUUCAGACAUAAAUACUUUUAAUGAAAAUAUUGUACAGAAGCUCUGUUUAAGCGCCUUAAAAAAUAUUAAAGUUGGAAACCAAGAUGCAGACAUAGAAAAUAUACAAAGAAUAGCACUUGAUAUACUCAAAGAAAUGUAUACAAAGAAAGAUAAAAUAAAAAACGGUAUAACUAGUGAAUUGCUACAGUCCAAACGAGACCUUGAUACACCCACAGAAAUUCUAUCAGUUCAUGAUUACGAAAAUAUAUGUGCUGUAAAUAUUGCAAGAGAAGCUUGGGGUCUAAGAUCUUGGAAUGGAUAUUGUGAUAUAGAAAAUUGGUUACAUGAUGGUAGUGUUGUCAGAGAUAGGAGUAGGGACACUUUAACCUCAGGUAGCUCUGAAAUCAGCAGUUGUCUGUCACAAGAAUUAAAAAAUGCCAUAUUAGCUGCGCCGUCGUUUCCUAAGAAGGCACAUACAUAUUCUAACGUGUUUGUCAAAUUUGAGAGAAGUAGUCAAGAAGAUUAUGCUAAUACAGUCAUGUGUCACUCUAAUGAUGACACUUUCUUAGCUAAGCCUUGUAUGAUAGAUAGUAGUAAAGACCCCAAUCAUUUAGAACCAAUUUUAGAAGAACUUGAUGAUUUAGGUGACAUUGACAUUUCAUGUAAAAAAAGAUUGAAUUCAGAAAGCUCUCUUGUUGCAACUAUAGAUGAAAUAAGGAAAGCCACAGUAACAAAUUCUCCAAGAAACUUGUACCAUAGAAGAGAGCAUCAAUGGGAUUCUCCACAGUUUCACUCAUCUGAUAAAUCAGAAACAAGUCUUAAGAAAGCCAUAUGGAAAGAACCUUAUAAAUUUGAUUUAAGUAAUAAAAUGGAAACCUUGCCAGAAAAAGACUGUAUUUUAGAUGUAUCACAUGGCACGAAGUUUGAAUCAAAUAUAAAAGAUUCAAAUGUUUUACCAGUGUCAACUUCUUCAAGUUUAGAUAGUAGUAAAAGUCAAAAUAAAAAUAUUGCAAGGCGACAAAAGUCAACAUGCACAAAAGCUCAAAAUAAAAAACUGAAUAAUAAAUCUGAACAGCAAAUCCACGAUCUCUCAAAUAAAGAUAUCGACUUUUUAUGGCAACUAGUGACAGAUAACACAUUACCUAUAAGCUCGAUGGAAGAUAUUUCAUUAAGUAGAAAAACACCAUCAUUACAAUCUUUAAUACAAAAAGAAACCCCUCAAAACUUGGUUAAUACAACAACAUCUAAAAUAUCAAACAUUAAGAAAAACGUUCGAGGUAGACCAAGGAGAAAGUUUUCUAUUUUAAGAGAAAGAUUUGAACCAAAGCCUAAUUUACAUUCAGAUGAGGAAAUUUUAUAUCAUCGUUCUGAAAAUGUGUCCCAACAAGUUGACGCUAAUAUAAUGAAUGUUCGAAACCAAUUUGACGGUCAUAUCAACCAAACAGAAAUAUGUCCCCAAAAACAAACAAAUACGAUAACAAGUGAUGAAAAUAUAUGUUCUAUGUUAUCAAAUGUGCCGUCAAAAAGUAUUAAGGAAAAGAGAUCAUUAUUUAUGAAACAGGUGCUCAGCCCACCAAGAUUUAAUACUAAGUUAAGACAUAAGGUGUAAUUGAUGAUCAUUAGCCAAUUUUUAAUGUUCCUACGAAGAUAAAACUCCUAAAUAGUGAUUUAUUGAAUGGUAACAAUUUUAGCAUUGUGAUGCAUUUAAGUUUAAAAUAUGUUUGUACUUAAAAUAAGUCAAUAUCAACAUAGAUCUCACCGUAAGUGUAGUCAUUUUAAUAACGUUUCCCAUUUAUUGAAGUUUCGUAGUUGUACUUUUGAAUUUCGUGAUUGAUUGCGUAAAGAUAUACAAAACGAUAAUUUGUCAUAUAACGAUUUAGUUUUUGUAAAUUGAUUUCAGUCAUUAGGCAUUUAAGAAAAUAAAUUACAAACCACCAAUCAAGAUGCUUAAAAAGAGCAAAUGUUGAGAGGUAAUUUAAACACCAGGUACUAUGGUCAUCACCUAGUUUUGAUGCAAUAGUAACCAUAUUUCUUUGUUACUUUUAUUUUUUGUUCUCAAUUUUGUCGUAAUAUUGUCUUAUAAUUAACUUAAAUGAAAUAUCGUAAGAACUAUUUCAGUUAUGUUUAAAUUUAAGAUUAUUUCAGUCAUCAUUCAACUACAUACAUUUUUCUGGUGAUACCAUAUAAAAAGAGUAUAGUCGACAUAAUUUAUCUUUUCAACAGUAUAAUGUAGGAUUUUUUCUAUUACUAUUGUUUAUUAUAAUUAAUAUUUUCACGACUGCUAUCAGGGACAGAAAAGCAUAGAAAGAUAUAGUCAAAUUUCAAUUUUAUUAAUGUCUAAAUUUUUGUCUGAUGUAAAUUUUCCGUUUUUUUGUCACGGGAACUUUUAUAGCUUAUG